Cololabis saira (Pacific saury) is the source of this 2567-nucleotide messenger RNA. Its product is annotated as protein FAM3C-like. The record is from RefSeq and is a predicted model, not a curated record. Lineage: Eukaryota; Metazoa; Chordata; Actinopteri; Beloniformes; Belonidae. Bases 45 to 767 code for a protein of 240 amino acids. The transcript has 10 exons.
CGGAUGCUUCCUGAAACAUCUCAGCGUGGACGUCAGCAGGAGACAUGCUCACCAUCAAAGUUGGAAAAACUAGCUUGACAGAACAAUCAAGGCUCAUUGUAUGGCUUUUGAAGGCUGCGAUGCUGCUCGUGCCAGCACUCGUUGUUGUAGUGGUUGUGUUGCAGCUCUACAGCAACCCCCUCAAGGUUACAGGUCAGAGCGUGGUGGUCAGAGAGAACUCCAAACCAGCCCCUGAGAAGAAGCCGGCUGGAACAUGUUACCAAAAGACAGAAUGUCCAGAUGAUCAGAUCAGUUUUUACAUCCAGACUGGAGCCGCAAACGUCGUGGGUCCACUAAUCUGCAUCCACAACAACCUGAUUGUUGGGACGAUACUGAACAACGCCGGGCCAGGGAUAAAUAUUGUGACAUUAAAUGGUAGAACAGGGGAAGUCCUGAAGAUAGGCAACUUUAACAUGUAUGGUGGCGAAGUGGGGCCUUUGAUCGAGUUCCUGAAGAACAUCGAAGAAGGUUCUAUUGUUCUGUUUGCAUCCUUCGAUGAACCAGCAACAAAACUAAAUGAAGAAGCCAGGAAGCUGAUUGCUGAACUGGGAAGCUCAAUGGUCCAAACGUUGGGAUUCCGAGAUAGCUGGGCAUUUGUUGGUGGAAAAGGGACAACAGGAAAGAGCACCUUGGAAAAGUACCUUAAGAAUGAAAAAGCAACUAAUAAAUAUGACAGCUGGCCCGAGCUGGUUCACCUGGAAGGCUGCCUUCCUAGGUUCCUGGCGUGACCGGCUGCUUGAUCCUGAAUCCUGAAAUCACCAGCUACAGGAAUGGGAAACUGCAGAAACACAGUGUGUCUAUUAAUACUUUUUGCUUGAUGAAGUGUGGUGGAGAGCUACAUCCUGCUGUGGAAACUGAUCCGUGUGUCAGGGUGGGCCACAGCAUCUGCGUCAUUAAGCAGAUACCCGUCAAACCUUCUGACCUCCUGCUUCCUUGUGUGAAGAGAAAGACAUGGAUUCAGUUGCUGUGACCGAGAAGAGAAACAGAGCUUUUGAAAAGUUGUGAGGGUUGGGCAUUAGGGUAGAGUUUGGAUCUCUGCCUUAAUGACAGAAUAACUGCAACUACCUUUAUAGAACAACAAAACUGUUAUGAAGAAAGAUUUCACUGGAAGUGGGUUAACAAGGACAAUAAGCUGGCUUCUCCCAAUUGUGGACCUUAUUUCCCACAAGUAUGUUACUCCUCAACACUCACCUGUGCUGGUUAUGCGGCUGUGUUUGGUUUGGCAUCAUCUCUACCUACACAUCAUUGGAAAACUCAAAACUUUUCAAACCCGGGCACCAUUUAAAGAUGAUAACAGCAAAGCAGCAACAGUUUUCUCUCCACAGCAUGCUGCAAAUUAUUUCUACUGAAAGAAUCCAACAAAACAUUUCCUCCAAGCUCCUAGUUUAUUUGUCUCUUAACUCUUUCAUCUACUGAAAACAUCAUCAUGAGAAAAUAGCAUAUGGUUUUGCAGCAUGUAUUAUAUUAAAGUAAGAAAAUAAGAACAUUUUUUAAAGUAUAUUGUGGUUUUCUGGGGGUAUUUUGGGGCCAGAUGGAUACAUUUUACAUGUGGAUGUGUAUAGCUUUAAAAAAGAACAUACUUUUGAAAAAUUGUGUUUCUGGCUCUUUUUUUUGUUGCUGUUUUUCAAAAAACUUUGGCACUGUGUUGCUUUUAAAGCAGCUAUCACCAAGUGUGCUUCGCAGCAACAUCUGAAGGACGUCUUCUUCUGUCACAGUCAGUUUUGUUGGCCUUUCACUUGAAUGCAAACCAAGAUAGUGAGGCUGUGAGCCGACACAGUCCUUAAGUAAAAAUGCUGCAAAACAAGAACAAUAAAGCUGAUCAAAGACAAGUAGAACCGACUUGACUGGUUGUAUAUGCAGUCACUCAGCCGUAAGCCGACAUCGUUCAUGGGAGAGUGUCAUAGUUGUAAAUGUGCCAACACUCCUGAGAUGGGUGAGGUCACAUGUGUGUCAAGUGCUGCUUUUCUCGUUUCUCCUUUUUUCAGCUUCAGAUGCAGAUGGCGUGGAAGACGCUGAGCAGGUUAUUAUUCACAUCUCUGUGUUGCUGACAUGUUCAAACUGUUGACUGAAUAAACAGAUGACUCCAGACUUCUGAGUCAACAGAAAGAAGAGCUGUCUCAAAAAUUCAGGAGAAUUUAGGGAGCAAAUCAUCACACCAUGACGAUACUGGGAACAUGAGAUGGAGCAAAGGAGGCAGGUGGCAGUGUCAGGGGUGGAUUGUUUUAGAAAAUAACUUAAAGGGCAGAGGUGUCAAGUAACGAAGUACAAAUACUUUGUUACCUUACUUAAGUAGAAAUUUUGGUUAUCUAUACUUCACUGGAGUAAUUAUUUUUCAGACCACUUUUUACUUUUACUCCUUACAUUUUCACGCAAUUAUCUGUACUUUUUACUCCUUACAUUUUAAAAACAGCCUUGUUACUCUAUUUCAUUUAGGCCUUUAAAAAAAAACUAUCCAGUUAAAUUGCUCCAUCCGGAUAGAGUGAAUUUGGUUGUGGUUGUUUCAGAUGUUCUUGUCCAGUUUUGUUCUU